GUUCCAUAAGGUUUGUUUUGAUUGUACACAAUUGCAGUAAACGUAUAUAUUUUUGACCAAUAUUCCAUCGAUAAUGUUUCUAAACCAAGCACGUAUUUCUUAAUUGUGACGACCAGACAUCGGUUUCGGAAUGUUAAAAAAGUUAAUUGGUCAAGGCAUUUAUUCCGCUAAACAGUGGAUUUUGCUAAUCCGUCUGGAUGUUGUUUGUUUGAAUCGGUUUUUGUGAUGAGAAUUGUUUGGAAUUAACGGCACGCAGUAGGCAAAUUCAAGGAUAUUUGGCUUUGAAUUAGCUCUGAUAUAAACCUCAACACCUGCGAUCGAGGAAUCAUGGACAGCACAGAACUGGAAUUGGCGAAAUUUGAGUCAAUCGAGUGGAGCCCAGCCUACCUUUCGCUCUCAAAGUUGCUAGAUAAAUAUCCUUUGCCACAAAUUGUCAAAAUCAUCGAGGGCUUCUACGGUGAAAGGAACGAUUCCACUUUGUGUAACAAUGCCAUAUUAUGCCUGCACUCAGUCAGAACGGUCCAAAAGGUUUACGGUCACUUAGGUUGUGACACCGGUAAAGAGAUUUUAAUUCCACUCGAUUGUCGAAGUAAAGUCGAAGUGCGUGCAUCGAAUAUGAAAGAUGUUUACGAAAGCGUAGAAGAGCUUUGCUCUGUGUCUCCAAAAUACGUUCGUGUCUCCCAAGCCUAUCACAGAGAGUCGUCAAACGAAGCUCUAUUGAACGUCGGAGAUAAAUUGCAGUUGAAAGGUAAUAAUAAAAGAAAAAUGAAAGAAAAUUUGGUUUGUAUUAACCAAAAUGGCCAAAAAAUUGAACUACCGAAGGACUGUGUCGCUUGCUUCCAACCCCUGGUCGAUGGAAAAGAGUACUACCUAUCGGAUGCUUUAAAAAAAUUCAAAAUGCCGUUAAAAGUGCAAUUCGUAGAACUUGACAGAAUCGGUGAAGAUGCCCGGUCGGAUAACAGACCGCCUUGUGAACCCUUUCGAAUCAUUUGCCUGGACAAAAUCUCCAAAGAGAAGGUCGUUGAGGCGACUACGAUACUUGCUGACGGUCAGAAGCUUUCGAUGCAAAUCUCCCCUGACGUGAAUAUCGAGUUGGUGGUUUGCGCGGACUCGUUCCGAAACAACGCUGAUUAUGCUAAAAUUUGUCAGAUGUUCAACCAAGCAACAACACCCAGCGAGGAUAGCAACGCACAAUUGUACGAAGAUAUUGAUGAUGCGAUCCGAAAUAUAACGCGAAGCAAGCCUACCAAACCAUCGGUUAAGCGCUCCUCUCAAAAGCAAAAACCAGUCGUAUCACCGAAGCCGAAGCCAAGAAAUUUGACUUUGGCGCGCGCUGACCCGGAUCCAACUUAUGAAGAGAUUGGAUUGAAUACAAAAGAUGAACGCGAACCCGUCAUUGAAGAGUCGCAAUAUACCGCGCUUGAUCCGACGUAUAUCUCCAGUCAAAAAUAUGAAAAACCUGUUAUGGAACAACAACAAAUUCAAAGCUUUAGAAACCCACUUAAAAUGGCUCAGAAACCUCCUCCCGUACCCAAGAAAGCAGUCAAAAUACCUACCAAUGUUUCAUCUGAAGUCAAAAAGUGUAAUAAACCUGACGUUUUGUACAGCGAGCCAGACCAACCAACUCUUUCGAAACCGCCCGUCACGCACCCCAAAAAUCCUCAUAGUAUACCUGAAUGUCCCGCCAGAACACCUGAUGCACACUCUUCACCCCAUUUAAGUCGACAUCCUGUAGUUGAACCCGAGAGCAAAAAUGAGGGGAACUACCUCGCCAUCGCAGAAUAUCCAUUAGAUCUGUCAAACCUGAAGGUUGCAGACGUUGGCAGGUUACUGGAAUACCUGGGCAUGAAAAAACACGUUGAAAUAUUUAGGAAAGAGAUGGUCGACGGCUCGAUGUUGGCUUGUAUGGACAGAGAGAGUUUGCACUCGCUGGAUGUUGAUCCGUUUCAUGCCAAGAAACUGUUGAGGUUCAUUGGAGGUUGGCGUCCUAAAAUGUGACUGAGUUUGCACAGACAUACCUGUAGACAAUAUAUCAUAUAAUCUCGUCUGAUCCUUUACUUUGCAAGAAUAUAAACACAAAAAUUGAAUUUGACAAGCAUUUGAUAUCGCACAAUAAAGUCGAUGCAAUUUUUCAUGCCGGAAACACAGUAUAUCACGAAAACAAAUGAACGCCGACAUUUUCAGAAAGCAGUCAAAGCACCACAUUUCAUUUGAAAAGAGUUAGAUUUUCAUUGUUAAACCUUUAAAUUGUUUCAGAAAGGUCAAGCACACUGAUCAGAAACACACACAUUUUCUGUCACAUUCAAUGAAUACGACUGUGCUUUUGGAUAUAUAAAAUAUAUUCUAUUACACUGUAUAUGCCCACUUUCAGAUAAUAUUUUGACCAAGGGCAGUUUACAAAACCACCAGCAUUCAUUUUAAUCACGAAGUGCUGCCAUAAUUGCAUGAUUUGUUCAAUUGCAUACAACUUUCUAAUGGCAGACGUUUCAAUACGCAACAACGAUGUUAUGCCAGAAAUAUUACCCCGCAUUUGAUGCAAUAUGCUGUAUAUUGACCAGCUACAUAUUAGACUCUCAUGCAACUUAUGGUUUUUUUGAAUGGAGGUAUGAAAUAAGUAAAGUCUCGUGCACGUAAAGUAGAUAUAACUAUCCUUGAACCUUAAUGAUAAUCUUUCAACCACUGAAAACAGAGCCGUGAAAUGAACCAGUAUAUUUAGUAGCUUUUACAUAACACCCGCUCAUUUCAAGAAUGUGAAGUUAUUUUCAAAAUUUCUGAAAUGACUUAAAACAUAUUCGGAAGUGAUACUACCAAUUUGUCGUUUGAGACAAUUGUUUAAAUCCAAGUUGUUAUCCUGUUUUGUCGUAUAAUUGUGUAACUUAGUUCCUUAUUUUUUUGAAUUAAACAUCGAGAGAUUAUAUUGAGUGAAAUAGAGUUGAAUUUUAUAUAUAAAGAA
Messenger RNA from Dendronephthya gigantea, 2953 nucleotides. RefSeq lists its product as uncharacterized. The record is from RefSeq and is a predicted model, not a curated record. NCBI's taxonomy places the organism in Eukaryota, Metazoa, Cnidaria, Anthozoa, Malacalcyonacea, Nephtheidae. The coding region runs from base 328 to 1998 and encodes 556 amino acids. Gene Ontology annotation, molecular function: protein binding. The transcript is spliced from 2 exons.